This is a messenger RNA of Terrapene triunguis (Three-toed box turtle), 770 nucleotides long. It is a transcript of the gene CRTAP, whose product is annotated as cartilage associated protein. Gene Ontology annotation, cellular component: endoplasmic reticulum. Gene Ontology annotation, biological process: peptidyl-proline hydroxylation to 3-hydroxy-L-proline; collagen fibril organization. The record is from RefSeq and is a predicted model, not a curated record. The transcript has 6 exons. Lineage: Eukaryota; Metazoa; Chordata; Testudines; Emydidae. Bases 63 to 737 code for a protein of 224 amino acids. Gene Ontology annotation, molecular function: protein binding; collagen binding.
AUAACUUUCCAAAAGCCAUUGCAGCAGCUCAUACAUUUCUGCUGAAGCACCCAAAUGACGAGAUGAUGCAGAGGAAUAUGGCUUAUUACAAGAGCAUGCCUGAUGCCGAGGAACAUAUUAAAGACUUGGAGACAAAGCCAUAUGAGACUCUCUUUGUCAGGGCUGUGAGGGCAUACAAUGGGGAUAACUGGAGGACCUCCAUCUCUGAUAUGGAGCUGGCACUUCCCGAUUUCUUCAAAGCCUAUGAUGACUGCCUUGCAGCCUGUGAAGGCUCCCGGGAGAUCAAAGAUUUUAAAGAUUUUUAUCUUUCAGUAGCAGAUCACUACAUUGAAGUCCUUGAAUGCAAACUGCAGUGUGAAAUCAACCUGACGCCGGUCAUAGGAGGCUUUGUUGUGGAGAAGUUUGUGGCAACCAUGUACCAUUACUUACAGUUUGCCUAUUAUAAAUUGAAUGACAUGAAGAAUGCAGCCCCUUGUGUUGCUAGCUACAUGCUCUUCGACCAGAAAGAUGAAGUGAUGAAACAGAACAUGGUCUACUAUCAAUACCAUAAAGACAAAUGGGGACUCACAGAGGAAGAUUUCCAACCCAGGCCAGAAGCAGUUCGAUAUUAUAACAUAACCACACUUCAGACGGAAAUGUAUGAAUUUGCAAAGCAGCAUAUAAUGGAUGAUGAUGAGGGUGAAGUUGUGGAAUUCCUUGAUGAACUCCUUGAAGUGGAUGAAAAGAGUGAAUCCUGAUGAACAAAAACAAGGCAUAGUUUAAAAAAAAAA